Molecule: messenger RNA, 483 nt
Organism: Cuscuta epithymum
Lineage: Eukaryota; Viridiplantae; Streptophyta; Magnoliopsida; Solanales; Convolvulaceae
Source: the annotation of a GenBank genome assembly
CCGAAAGCAUAGGGUGACCGAGCGGGGGAUCGGGACUCUGGUCUUAAAAUCUCGCCUUGGCUAUGCAGCUCGCACGAACCACGACGAAGUGAUUCGUUAUGGUGGAACCCGAGCUGUAACCUGGAGGCGAGUCUCCAUUUUGGCAGAGGAUAAGGAGGUGACCCGAAUGAGAGCCUUAUUCUCAAUGGUCCAGAAUGGACAUCUCAACCCCCUAAUAUGGAUGAUCCCGGACGGUAGAACCGGACGGCAUGCAUCGGAAUUAUGGGUUUGGAAGAUGGCAGGCAUUAAACGAACUGUUAAAAUGCCUUGCAAAAGGGGAAAUCAUGGACGGCCAAAGACGAUAACCCGAACAGGUUAUAUCGGACUCAGGCUUGGAAGGCAGCAGGCAUUAAACACUGAUGACUUGCGUGUUCGAGGAACCACGUACAGCCGACGGAGAUGAACCGAACGGCUUGCAUCUGAAUCUUGGUGCUUACUUGUGGC